UUUCAUUUUGACAUUGUUUGGAAGUAGAUCAAUUAGGUUUUCCAACUCUUCUAACCAUUAGAUUUUGUCCCUCAAAAAGGAAAAGAAAAUAAAAGAAUAGUGAAAACUAAAGUUGGUGUCCAUGUCAUUAAAAGUAAUGCUUCUUCAUCACACUUUAGGGUGUCAAAACUCCUAUUUUCAAACAGCACCAUAUCCAUAUAAACCACCCCCAAUCCCACAUUCGUACAGAGCCAAAAGAGCAAACUUCCCCUUCAUUCUUCUUCUCCUCCUUACAUGCAGGUGGUGGCCAGCACAAUGAGGCGGCCGUCAUCACCGACGCUCAGCGGCAGCAGUGGCGGCAGGGGAGAUGAGAAUGGCGGUGGUGUGAAGAAGGGGCCUUGGACGCCGGAGGAGGAUGAAAAACUGGUAGAUUACAUCCGAAAGAACGGGCAUGGAAGCUGGAGAGCAGUCCCCAAGCUCGCUGGGCUUAACCGCUGUGGGAAGAGCUGCCGCCUCCGGUGGACGAACUAUCUCCGGCCUGACAUCAAGAGGGGCAAGUUCUCUGAGGAGGAAGAACAACUCAUCAUCAAGCUUCAUUCGGUUCUGGGAAACAAGUGGUCAGCCAUUGCAAUGCGACUUCCAGGAAGAACUGAUAACGAGAUCAAGAAUCACUGGAAUACUCAUCUUCGUAAAAGGUUGCUGCAAAUGGGUAUUGACCCGGUAACGCAUAGGCCAAGAACUGAUUUCAACUUCAUCGACGCCCUUGCAAAUCUACCUCAGCUGCUCGUUGCCGCUGCCAACAUGGGCAAUAACAGCAAUGUCGCAAAUCCUCUUUGGGACAGUAUUAACGCUCUCAGGCUAUGUUCAGAUGCGGCACAACUAGCAAAUGAACUCCAGUUGUUGCAGAAUUUCAUGGCACUUCAAUUACAACUCCGGGGUAGUGUUAACAAUACCACGAACGAGGCUCAGAACCAAAUUCCAGAAUUAGCAACUCAGUUUGGUUCCUGGAACCAGCUUCUUGAUCAUCUCGCAUUACUGAACCCACAGUUGCAGGGGGGAUUGUGUAAUCCGGGAAGCUCAUACAAUUUUAGUAGGCUACCGCCAAACAUCAGCGGUUCUGGUUCAGUUGCCACUUCAUCAACCUCUCAAAAUUCAGAGAUUCAAAUUCAUCAUCCCGGUAUCAUCUCAAACGAGACUAAUCAAAGGCAAACAACCAACUCCAACGUUUCCAGAAUUAAUGACGACAGCAAUAAGCUCAUGACUAAUGCCUUCACAGUGUCGUCAUCAUCAUCAUUAAACGUUCCCAGUGGCGAGGACAUUCCUAGUAAUCCAAUAUUUCCCGCACUAAUCCCGGCAUCCCCUUUCCCCGAGAAUCCAAGCAGUAGUAUUGAUUGGGAAACCGACAAAGAAAAAUAUACUAUUUCAGCAAACCUGAAGCACGAUAUUCCCAACCAUGUGCCUAAUGCAACGACCACCUUUGAAGCUUGGAGAGACAUUAAAGUGGAUGAUGAUGAAGCAACCGACUCUUACUGGCAAGACAUCUUAUACCAAACCUUUUCUCCAUAACCAGUUCCACAAACCAGCGGUUUUCAUUGCUUGAUAGCAGACAAGAAUUUCUGACCAAUUGAUCCUGAUUACUGUCCAGUCUAUAUUAUCAAAUUCUUGUAAAGAAAUGCUCACUAUUAUUUUAGUGGCUUGUUUGUAGCUAGACAAGAACAAAUAAAGAAUAUAUGACGGAACAUUAUUUUCCUUUUCUAUCACCAGUUUAGGGAUAAAAAAGAUGUUGAAUCUAUUUAUAUAGGAACAACGCUCUUAUUGGUAUGUUACAGUUGGGUAACCAUUGUAUACAGGCUCCGUGCCAAACAUCAUCGACUCAAUUAUUCAAUACCUUUUAAACA
Molecule: messenger RNA, 1877 nt
Organism: Ipomoea nil (Japanese morning glory)
Lineage: Eukaryota; Viridiplantae; Streptophyta; Magnoliopsida; Solanales; Convolvulaceae
Product: transcription factor MYB76-like
Exons: 3
Coding region: 274-1545 (423 amino acids)
Source: RefSeq, a predicted model, not a curated record